Drosophila ficusphila is the source of this 1238-nucleotide messenger RNA. Its product is annotated as GTPase Era, mitochondrial. Gene Ontology annotation, molecular function: rRNA binding; ribosomal small subunit binding; GTP binding. The transcript has 2 exons. Gene Ontology annotation, cellular component: mitochondrial matrix. Lineage: Eukaryota; Metazoa; Arthropoda; Insecta; Diptera; Drosophilidae. Gene Ontology annotation, biological process: ribosomal small subunit assembly. Bases 42 to 1178 code for a protein of 378 amino acids. The record is from RefSeq and is a predicted model, not a curated record.
UUGUGCAAAUAAAAUAAACAAGUGUAAACGAAGCUUGCAAAAUGCGAUAUAAUUUGUUUGCCAGUGCCUUAAAAUUGCUGAAUAGCACAAAAAACCACAAUUUGUUGGUGGUAAAUGUGCGUAGUUUGACCGGCGCUGCUCAAACCAAUGAUGUAGUUACGCCAGGCACGCGUUUACCGCCAGCGGAAACGGGAAAUCCAGACGAGGAUCAGCGGUCGCUGCACAUCGCGGUGAUAGGAGUGCCCAAUGUGGGCAAAAGCACGGUCAUCAACAACACGGUGAACCACCGAGUGUGUCCCACCUCCGCCAAGGUGCACACCACUCGCCAGUCGAACACGGCCAUCUACACCACCGGUCAGACGCAGUUGGUCUUUUACGAUACACCUGGUUUGGUGACCCAGAAAGAGAUCCGGCGGCAUCACCUGGAUCAGAACUUCAAGAGCGCCUACCGCCAUGCCAUUCAACAUGCGGAUAUCAUCGCAGUGGUGCACGAUGCCUCGAAUGGAUGGACUCGGAAGGAACUGCAUCCCACGGUACUGGACACUCUGAAAGCUUACAGCAACCUGCCCAGUUUCCUGGUCCUGAACAAGAUAGAUGCCCUUAAGUCGAAGCGGUUGCUGUUGGAUCUGAUCAAGACCCUCACCAACGAUACUUUGACUGCGGGAAAGCGCGGAUCCCAAGGAACAACCCCGGUGGAUCCUGCUGCCAGGGAAAUACGGGUGAACAAGCGGGAUACCAGCUGGAGCCACUUCAGCGAUGUGUUUCUCGUAUCCGCCCUGACGGGCAGUGGUCUGCAUGAGAUGCAGAGCUAUCUGGUGGGUCAGGCCAAGCCCAGAUUGUGGAAAUACCCAGCCGACAUCCGCACAGACUCCACUCCAGAGGCUCUAAUUGUGGAGAGUGUGCGAGCCCGCCUGCUGGACUACUUGCCCCAGGAGAUUCCCUACAACCUCAAGUGCGAGCUGGAGUACUACAGUGUGGAUAAGAAUAUUAUUUAUACAUCAGUGCAAGUGCAGUGCCCAACGACGCGAAUCGAGCGACUGAUCUGCGGCGAAGCCAACGGAAAACUACGACAGAUCACGGAGAGAGUUACCUCAGACCUGGUGGAAAUGUUCGGCCAAGCGGUUUCCCUCACCAUCUCCACGGUGUCCAAGGGCAAGAAGACCGCCUCCUCGUCCUAAACAGUUGUUGAUUACUUGUACUUUAUUUGUAACGUUACAUAAACCUAAGAGUUCACAAGA